Messenger RNA from Quercus lobata, 2076 nucleotides. Its product is annotated as verprolin. Gene Ontology annotation, molecular function: DNA-binding transcription factor activity. The record is from RefSeq and is a predicted model, not a curated record. The coding region runs from base 726 to 1973 and encodes 415 amino acids. The transcript has 5 exons. NCBI's taxonomy places the organism in Eukaryota, Viridiplantae, Streptophyta, Magnoliopsida, Fagales, Fagaceae.
UUUCUUAACUCUUUUUAGAACUCGAAGUAACAUAAUUUAGAGAGAGAGAGAAUAUAGACGGUGUGGGUUGGCAAUAAAGUCUUAUAAUACACACAUGACACAUGAGAGAGAGAGAGUUCAUGAGAGUCGGUCUAGGAAAGGAAUGAGGAGUGGAGCGAGGAUUUGGGCGAGAAAUGAGUGAGAAAAUAAUAUUCGCAGGGCUUUAGAUUUGCAUGGUUUGAAUUUUGAAAAAAUAUAGGCUUCUUUUUUUUCAUUUUUGUUUUGACAUGUGAUAUAUUUAUAUAUAUCUCAUCUGUCUCUCAGACAAGCAACUGGGUUUGAGAAAAAUCAGAUACCUCUCAGAUACUUUCUCUCCAUAGACUCCUUCGCUUUCUCUCUCCAAUCUAUGCUGAAAACUUGGCAAAGCUUUUGGGUUUGUUCCUCAAAUUCCACAAUCUAAGAGAUUUGUGCAAUCUUUGCCAGCUUUGGUUCUUCAAAUUGCUUUAGAUUUGCACUCCAGAUUUGAUUUCAAAAUGAUGGGUUCUUGAAAGUCAAUGAUUUAUUUCUAUCUCUAAAUCUUUGUAUUAUUUCUUGUCAAGGAAGAGAACUAGAGUGGCUCAAGAAAGUAUAACAAUUAGCAACAGAAGCAUGAAAAACAGAAACUUGGCUGUCUCUCCGUUUCUUGGUAUCAGGUUUUGUUCCUGACUUUCUUGAAAUUUAUAAACUUUAGAUGGAAAAGAACAAAAAUGGAUCAAGUGGACAAAGACCAAAAGUAUAGCAAUAGCAGUGGCGGUGGCGGUGGUGAUGAUGGUGGUAGUGGUGGCAUUGUUAUGGGAGGUUUUGCUAGAUCUUCCAAAAGGCCAAAGCAAAAGAAAGUCCCACAAAGAGGACUUGGUGUGGCACAGCUUGAAAAGAUCAGGCUAGAAGAACAACAAAAGAAAGCUCCAGCUGCAAUUUUGUCACCACCACCACCACCACCACCUUCAGUAUCAGCAACCAAUUCUUCCAUUCUAUCUUUGCCAAUUCCAGAUUACCAUCUUUCAAAUCCAUCUUCCUCUUCUAUCCCAUUCUCUUCUCUUUCCCAAACCGAUCUUUCUUUGCCAAAUUUGAUAAUUAGGCCAACUCAAAACAUUGGUGUAAAAAAUUCAAGCACUCCACCGUUGCCUAAAUUGUGGAACUCUUAUGACUAUAAUCUUGAGAAGGAGACUUCUGGGGUGGAUCCAGGAUUGGCUUUUCGGUCGAAUUUGAAUUUGCCUUAUGAAUCCGACAACCCCUUUUGGCCUCCACCUGGUUUCAUGCCAAGAACACAACAAUAUCAGCAUCCUUCUCAUUCAAUGGCGAACGUCUCAUCAGGGACUUCUUCAUCAUCAUCUGUAAUAAAUUUUCAGAUGGAGCCCCCUUCAAACCAAAGCUACUAUGGCAACUAUACACCCAUGUGGCCGGAGGAAGAGAAGAUGGUUGGCAUGAAGAGGCCAUAUCCACUCUCUCUAGACAAUCCACCAGGCCCGUCUUUCAACUACAAAUUUCCAACCCCUGUUGCUCCUAUAAGAUCAGAUGAAUCAGCUUCAUGUGGAAAUGGAGGCACAUUUAAUUUCGAUGCCGGAGAUGCAAUUUAUAGAGAAGGCCCUUCCUGCUCAACUUCCAACUCCAAGCUGAAUAAUCCAAAGCAAAGUUUCAAAGAAAAUGAGGUUGUCUAUGGAGAUUUUCUCAAACUAGCUCCACCUACAACCACUUCAACGUGUCCAAGCUCAAAGUUCAAGCACCCUUCGGCUUGUCUAGCCUCUUAUAACCACAAAUUCCCUGAUUUUGAAUCAUUACCUUAUCAAGGAAGUAUACAAGACCCAAUUGUCCAGGCAGGACUAAGUCAGUUGAAUCAACAACAGCCUUUUUAUAGCUUCUUCCCACCAGCAAAGGUGCAGAUUGACCAAGCAACAACUAUGAACAAUUGUAAUGGUGAAGUAGGAGAAAGUGUUGAUCUCAAUUUGAAGUUAUAAAUGACUUAGCCCAUUUUUCUCUUCCAUAUCUUCUAGUUUGUUUUGUAGGCUAGUUAUUAUUCUUAUUAAGAGACAAUACAAGAAACGUCUUCUCUUUCUUUUU